ACUAAACACCAUACAAUCUGUCCCAAAGAGCACACAAUCUUGGUCGGAUUGUUUCUGGAAGUGAAUGUCAGCACUUCGAGGCAUGCAGCAAGCGAGAACUCAUGACAAAAAUGGCCGAUCACAAGGUGGCUAGCAACAUGAGUAGCCCUGCGGCUUCUGGUGCCUUGCGCGGCGCUUCGCUGCUCAUACUGCUCCAGAUAGCUUCGCGGGCCAUCACCUUCAUCGCCAAUCAGCUCCUCCUCAGAUUCCUGACAGCACAGCUUCUUGGCAUUUCAACCCAGCUCGAGGUCUACUAUCUAUCCGUGCUCUUUUUUGCACGCGAGAGUCUCCGAGUUGCUAUACAGCGCCAGGGUGGAACAAACAAAGACAAGACCUCCCAAGCCCGCAACACCCAGGCUGUUGUCAACCUUUCGUACCUUUCCAUCCUGCCGGGUGUCUUUGUAGCAGGACUUCUCGGCUGGCUGUAUGUGACAUCGCUCAGCGAUGAGACGACAGCUUCGGCACCGCACCUCAUCAUCUCGCUCUACAUAUACGCCGUGGCUUCCAUCGUCGAGCUCCUUUCAGAGCCAGCAUUUAUGGUGAUGCAGACGAGGUUGCAAUUCGGCGCCCGAGCAGCUGCCGAGUCCAUUGCUACGUUUUCUCGCUGUGCCGUCACCCUAGGCUCUGCUGUCAUUGCCUCACGUGGUGCAUUCGAGGCAGGAGUACUGCCAUUUGCGCUUGGGCAGCUCAGCUACGGCGUCACUCUCUUGGUUGUGUAUGCAUACUACGGCUUGUCCCUAGCCAGCGUUGAAGGCUUCUCGCUGCUGCCCAAGAAGCUAGAAAGCCCCUCGACAAAGGAAAAGAAAAGCAAGGAUGAGAGUUUUGUUCUUUCCCUCUUUCCUCGCCCGACACUAAACUUGGCCCGCAGCAUGAUUGCUCAAAGCUUGGUCAAGCAUAUUCUCACGCAGGGCGACACACUCUUGGUGAGCGCACUCGCCUCACCCACAUCUCAGGGUGUCUACGCCUUGGCCAACAACUACGGCGGAUUAGCAGCACGACUCGUGUUUCAGCCCGUAGAGGAAAGCAGUCGAUCCUACUUUAGCAGGCUUCUCGCAUCGACGUCAUCUGACAAGGAGUCUGACAAAGACAGUUUGCGCAAGGAGAAGAAGGCUGCCGCCGAAAAGGCCAGUGCGGACCUCACAAUACUCGUCAAGCUGUACACCACUUUCUCGGCUGUAGUCGUCGCCAUCGGUCCCACGGCCGCACCACUUCUCAUCAGCCUAGUGGCCGGUCCCCGCUGGGCAUCAUCAGGGGCCGGCGCUGUGCUGGCCGUGUAUGCGCUGUACAUUCCUCUUCUUGCCCUCAACGGCGUCUCGGAAGCUUUCGUCGCUUCCGUGGCCACCGAGGCCGAAGUACAUGCCCAGAGUUUGUGGAUGGGUGCAUUUUCGCUCGCUUUUGCCGCAGCCGGUUUCGUGUUCUUGCGGGUCCUUGACUGGGGCGCCAGGGGACUGGUCGUGGCCAACGCGAUUAACAUGGUCUGCCGCAUUAUCUGGUGUGCGGUAUUCAUCAAACGGUACUUUGGAAGGCUCGGUGUCAAAUUUGAACUGUCCGAACUGAGGCCCAGCGGCGUGACUGUCGGCGCCGCUGUGGUUACCAGCCAGGCGGUUGCCCGUCUGAGUGGCCCUGAUGUUUCUGGUCUGGCGGUGCGAGGCGUUCUUUUUGCGCUCGUCAAAAUCGCAUCCCUGGGGGUCGUCUUCAUUGCAGUAGUUGCUGUCGGAGAACGACAAUUCCUCAUGCAAUGCAUUGACAAGGCUCGUGGACAACGCCAACGACCGACGGCAAAGCAAUAACCGCAACCCAAGCUCAAUCAUCAACAAUUAAUUUUCAUAAAUCCCAAGAACGCCAACCCUAGCUUUUUGAAACAGUGGCACAGUGUCUAAUCAAACGUAAUCUUGGUCCCCUUCUUGCUCAUAUCCACAUCCUUGAAGAAAGCACCAUAGGUGUCGUGGGCCUUCUUCUUGACUGUGGUACCGAAUUUGAGCAAAUCAUCUGGAACCGGCUGGUUCGCGCCCUUUAGUACGUUGACCAAGCUGCCCGAGUGUGCCUUGUCGUGCUCGGUAAACAGGGUGAUGGCCUGACCCUGCUUGCCGGCGCGACCGGUUCGACCGAUACGGUGGACAUAAUCUUCGAUGGUGAGGGGGAACUGGAAGGUUGGUUCAACUUCACCUCUGGAAUAUCCAGACCACGGGCCGCAACAUCAGUGGCGACAAGAACUGUAGUCUUGCCACUCUUGAAAGCCUCC
This is a messenger RNA of Pyricularia oryzae 70-15, 2281 nucleotides long. RefSeq names its product oligosaccharide translocation protein RFT1. The transcript has 3 exons. Gene Ontology annotation, biological process: dolichol-linked oligosaccharide biosynthetic process; glycolipid translocation; protein histidyl modification to diphthamide. Gene Ontology annotation, cellular component: endoplasmic reticulum membrane. The coding region runs from base 102 to 1829 and encodes 575 amino acids. The record is from RefSeq and is a predicted model, not a curated record. Gene Ontology annotation, molecular function: 2-(3-amino-3-carboxypropyl)histidine synthase activity. Lineage: Eukaryota; Fungi; Ascomycota; Sordariomycetes; Magnaporthales; Pyriculariaceae.